Diatraea saccharalis (sugarcane borer) is the source of this 2038-nucleotide messenger RNA. The record is from the annotation of a GenBank genome assembly. NCBI's taxonomy places the organism in Eukaryota, Metazoa, Arthropoda, Insecta, Lepidoptera, Crambidae.
CACUAGCUAUAAGUGGUCUGAGUCUGACGUGCUUUGUUUUGAUUGAGAUAGUUUUUAUAUAGGUUAAGUAUUUGAUAUUUUGUUCACUUCGAUAAUAAUAUUAUGUGAUAUGCAGAUCUACAUUUAAAUAUAAAAUUCAAUUUAAAUAGCACUUAAGAAGAAUCCUUGAAUAGCUGUAAUCCUAAAAUUAUUAAUACUUAUUUAAAUUUGGAACGCCAUAUGGUCUCCCAUGUUAUUAAAUUCAUACUUUUGAAUUUAGAAUGUCUUUCGAAUCCGAAAAGUCAAUCAGAGACGUAAUUAUUGAUUGUUUAAACCAGCAGUUAAGUGAAUUUGAUUUGUUGAAGUCCAUGUAUCCAAAUGACAAUGAAGUGGUUUUGACAGAUAAUAAUACAAUUAAUAGUAUAAGAAGUUUUUUAGAAAAACAGUCUGAAUAUACACCUUAUCAUUUAGACUUUAUUAUUAAUAUAUUAAUUAGUGGUAUGAAAUUAGAAGUUUGUAUUAAUCUACCCACUUUAUAUCCAAAUGAAGAACCAGAUAUUUAUAUAAGGUGUAAUAAAUUUAACCGACAUCAAGAAUCAAAAAUAAAUUUAGAGUUAUCCAAUUAUAUUAAGAGCAAUCACCUUGGAGAAGUUUGUUUAUAUACAGCAAUAUCCUGGCUGCAAGAUAAUAUUGAUACAUUCAUCGAGAUACCACCAGAUGAUUUUAAUGCAGUGGACAAUACAGAAAAUAAUCAUUUAAAAGAGAAUAGAUUUGUUAGAUUGUGGAUAUAUUCACAUCAUAUCUAUAAUAAAAAAAAGCGAGAUGAAAUAGUAAAAAAGGCAAAAGAGUUAAAAUUGACUGGGUUUUGUGUACCAGGUAAACCUGGUAUUGUAUGUAUAGAAGGAAUGGAUUUCAAUUGUAAUGAAUGGUGGAAAGACAUCAAAUCAAUGAACUGGAAAAAAAUUGCAGUGAGAAAAACAGAAGUGUUUGAUAUUAGUGAACAAGGUAUGCAUCAGAAGUUUCUCAACUUUGAGGAAAAACACUUUAAAAACUCUACCAGUAAACAUUCUGAUAUGAAGGAAUUCUCAAAAUUUAUGGAAGAACAUGGCUUAAGUAAAGCAUUUAAUGAUGUUUUUGGUUUUUGUAAUGACAUCUAGUAGGGCCUUGGAUUAAAUACAAUUUGGGAAUAUCCCAACACUUACAAAAGUUUAGUUUUUUAUUGAGUUUGAAAAAAGAAUAUUUACUCUGAAAUUAAAAAAUAUUUGAAGAUUAUUACUAUAAAGCAAAAUAAAAAUAAAGGAACUUUCAACUUGUGAUCCAAAAAAAAAUUAUUCAAUGUUUCUAUUUUAAAUCUUAAAUUAAAAUUAUUAUGAAGGCCUUUCAUUAUUUAUUAAUAUAAACUGUGUAAAAUGGAUUUGUCAACUAGGUACUGUUAUCAUACCCAUGAUUUGUGAAAGAUUAUAAAAAUUUAAGAGUGUUUUUCUCUAAUCUCUCCCCCCAAUGAAAGGUGUUGAGAUGAAAAAUAUCAUAGACUUCUCUGUAUGUGGCAGAUAUUUGUGGUGCACAAAAUGCAGAAAGAUGUUUUCUAUUUUCCGUGGGCACCAUCUAAUGAAUUUGCCACGGGCCUCUGCUUAUAUAGUUAUGCCACUGGACUGGAUACGCGUUUUGACGUCGCACUUGUGACAGAAAUGUUUCUAACAUUGUGCCGCCAUCUAGUGACAUUUAUUUUUUAGUAGUUUCAAUCACAAAACAGAAAAAAAUAGUUUGUAUGUAAGCCACAGUGUGACUAAACCAAACUUACACAUAGAAAGAGUCUGAAAAAUACUGAUAUCAUAUGCACACAUAAAUAAUUUCAUUCUGAAUUCGAUCUUUGAAAAUAAUUUCAAAAAAGCGUAAAUCACAUUAAAAUUUAAUUAAAAUUCAACUUGUUUUAAAAAAAUUAUAGUUUAAGAAGGUUUAACUUUAGCGGGCGCGUUUUUUGAUUUUAAUAUUUUUAACUAAUACCUCUUGCAUAAAAUAGUGAUCAGUUAAUUGGUUUGUACUUACGUAUUUAUAGUGU